Paramecium primaurelia is the source of this 1658-nucleotide messenger RNA. NCBI's taxonomy places the organism in Eukaryota, Ciliophora, Oligohymenophorea, Peniculida, Parameciidae. The record is from the annotation of a GenBank genome assembly.
AUGCUAAUUUUAUUACUUUAGCAUUUAGAUUAAAUUAAUUCACUGCGUUUGAUUUCUAUGAGAUAUUUGUAAACUUUUAUCGCAAUUCACUAUUACAAAAGUGAAAAGAUUUAGGGUAAAUAUCGAACUAGAAAGUUGUUUUUAGGUUUACUAGAUUUGCAAAUAUUUUUGGCAUUAGAUAUGUCUAAGGAAUAACUUAUAUAAGUAAAUUAAAAAAAAAAUGAAAAGUAUUUAUUCAAUUUAGCUAAAGAAAAGAGAGAAAUUGAAGUCAUUUAGGAAGAUUCAAAUUUCAGUGAUAAUUAAGAUGAUUUUGGAUACCAAACAUUAUUAAGAAAAUUUGUGCUAAUUAAUACAAAGGCAGCAUAUAUUCUUUCAAUCAUAAUUCCAUCUAAGAAUUUUUAUUGGCAAAUUACAUUCUAAAUUUGAUUGAGAAAAUCUUCAUUAACGAUAAAGAAAGAAUUGAUAAUAAUAUAUUAUAGAAAAGCAGUUUUAACAGUAGUGAAUUUAAUUUAUCACUGGAGCAUUAUUCUGGCACAUUAGAACUAUUAAAGCCAAAGAUAAGAUAGAUUCGAGAAAUUAAGUAAAAAUUAAUAUAAUUAUCAUAAUUAUCGAAGACAAAUUGUGAUUAAAAUUUUAUUAGAUCAGCUUCUAAUUGUUUGUAUAUUUUAAGUUCUUUAAAAGAAAAUUUAGAUAAGAUUGAUUUAAGUAAUAUUAGUAUAGCAGAUACUAAAUUGAAUGGAAUAAGCUUUUAUUAAUGUAUUUUAAACAAUUCAAAAUUUUACAAUAUUUCAAUUGAUUCAUGCAAUUUUAAUUGUGCAUAAAUCGAGAAUGCAAUUUGGGAAAAUUUGAUUUGCAAAGAGAAACCAUCAUUAUGUGGUCAUCAAUCUAAAAUAAAUUAAAUUGUAUUUAAUGAUGAUGGAAAUACUUUAAUAUCAGGCAGUGAAGAUGGAGUUAUUAAUAUAUGGUAAGUAUAUGCCUAUGAUUAACCAAAAAGUCUAAUUUUAUAAAAUAAUGAAAAAUUAUUAACCUUUUCGAAAAGUAAAAGUUUGUUAGCAUGUCUUACAUCAAAUUUUAUAUCUCUAUAUAAUUCUAAUGAUCUAAGUGAAUUACAAUAUUAAACUUUAAUAAAUUUUGACUAUAAAGACAUUAUAUUAUCAACAAAUAGUAAAUAUCUAGCUGUCGAAUCAAAUUAAGGUUAAAUACACUUUUGGCUAAUAUCAAAUUUAUUAUCAUCAAAAUAAUAAUAAAAAUAUCUCACUACAGAAAAGAAUUAAGAACCUAUCCAAACAAUAGCAAUGUCUCCAAAUUAUUAACUCUUAGCUACAGGUGGCAUUAAAAUUUAAAUAUGGAAUUCUAAAAAUAUUCCAGACAUUUAAUUACUUCUGGAACUACCAGUAUAAAAAAAACCUACAUUAGCGAUAACAUUUUCAAAAGAUAACUAGGUAUUAGCAACAGGAGGUGAAAGUAAGAAGCUAUAAUUUUGGGAUAUCUAAAACCUAAAGUAAAUUUAACUAUUACAUUCUUUUGAUUCUUAGUCCAUUAUUGAAUAAGUAUCUUAUUCAAAAGAUGGAAAAAUGUUUGCCUCAAGGUCUAAAUCUUAAUUAAAGUUGUACGAAGUAUAAAAGUUCCCAGNCCCAAACCCAAACCCAAACCCAUGA